Molecule: messenger RNA, 3359 nt
Organism: Archocentrus centrarchus (flier cichlid)
Lineage: Eukaryota; Metazoa; Chordata; Actinopteri; Cichliformes; Cichlidae
Product: casein kinase I-like
Exons: 12
Coding region: 931-2355 (474 amino acids)
Biological process (GO): protein phosphorylation
Molecular function (GO): ATP binding; protein serine/threonine kinase activity
Source: RefSeq, a predicted model, not a curated record
CAAAGGAGCUUACGCUUGCUGCUUUCGUUUACUGCGUAGCUCUUGGCUACGUCCACGCAAAUUGCGCUCAGGUCACUGGCGAGCCUUUUCAGCUGGUUAGCCAAACAUCCAUAGAAAAAGAGAUGAGCAGGAAAACGAGACGAAGAAAACGCGAACAGUUUAUUCCAAGCUAGAAAAAUAGAGACAAAAAGGCAGCAUAAAAACAUCGAUAACGGGUGAUUCAUCCCACAGCAUUACUCUGUCAAAAGAGCCAAAGCUUCACCUAUUGUUUUGUAGGUACAAGCAGCUGGGUGCCAGAUUAUCAGUCCCUGUGGGACGAGUACUAAGGUCCACUAAUCAUAGGGACACGUGCUCUAAAGUUAUCUAGCUUAGACCUAUGGCAGCAAAUCAAUGGAAGUAUUUCAUCAUUCUUGAGUGUCAGAUGUGAAAAAGUCAAACUUCUCACCUCAUUCUGGCUGCUGGUAUGUCUGAACCUGAAGCUAGCAUAGCUUCACAGUUUGUAAUAGCAUGUUAGCGAAUGGCUAAAUAAGUAUGGUGACAGAUCAGGCCAUUAACCUUAACCCCUCCAUUAACAUCUCUGGCCCCUAGAAGGGGGUUUAAAUUCAUGUCUGGCAGUGCCCCCUCAUCCCCUCAUCUUUUCAUUUCUCAUUCAGUCAUCCCCUCUCCGACAUAAAAAUCUUCAGCUUUACAGCCAUCUUUUUCCUUGUGUAUCUUUAUCACUUCUGUCCUGCCUAACUAAAAUCGUUUGAGACUCACUUCUGUCCUUUGAAUUCAUCUCACAUUCAUCCAAGUCCAAAUCAAGUUACCACAGCUGCCCUGCCCUCUUCAAAGUUGCUGUCUCAUAGGCUAGCUGCUAGGCAUUUGUUUUGGUGGUUGUUUUGAUUGCAUGGAAUCGGCUUAAUCGUGGAGAGGCCAGGCUACCACAAACUGAUGGACUUUGACAAGCGAGGAGUUGGGGGAGGAGGGGGCGGGGGAGGAGGAGGAGGAGGAGGAGGUGGUGGUGGUGGUGGUGGUGGUGGUGGAGGUGGAGGAAAGGGUGAGGCAGAGGAUGGAAAGAGGAUGUCUGGGAAGACAGGGAGCCGUUCAGGGCACAGUGGCCGGGGUGCUGGCACCAACUCGGGGGUUCUGAUGGUUGGACCAAACUUCCGGGUUGGAAAGAAGAUUGGCUGUGGGAACUUUGGAGAGCUCCGACUUGGAAAGAACCUCUACACCAAUGAAUAUGUGGCUAUCAAACUGGAACCAAUCAAGUCAAGGGCGCCACAACUCCACCUAGAAUAUCGCUUCUAUAAACAACUGGGAAGUUCAGAGGGUGUACCCCAGGUGUUUUAUUUUGGACCAUGUGGUAAAUACAAUGCUAUGGUUCUGGAGCUACUGGGACCCAGUUUAGAAGAUCUGUUUGACCUCUGUGACAGGACCUUCUCUCUAAAGACUGUACUUAUGAUAGCCAUACAACUGAUAACUCGUAUGGAGUUUGUCCACACCAGAAGCCUGAUCUAUAGAGACGUAAAGCCUGAGAACUUCCUGGUAGGCCGACCGGGUUCCAAACGGCAGCACACCAUCCACAUCAUAGACUUUGGCCUGGCAAAAGAAUACAUUGACCCAGAGACCAAGAAACACAUCCCUUACCGAGAACACAAGAGUCUGACUGGAACUGCGAGAUACAUGAGCAUCAAUACACAUCUGGGGAAAGAGCAAAGCCGGCGGGAUGACCUGGAAGCUCUAGGCCACAUGUUCAUGUACUUCCUGCGAGGCAGCCUGCCCUGGCAGGGACUCAAGGCUGACACACUGAAAGAACGUUAUCAGAAGAUCGGAGACACAAAGAGAGACACCCCAAUAGAGGUCCUCUGUGAAAACUUCCCAGAAGAGAUGGCCACCUACUUGCGGUACGUGCGUCGGCUCGACUUCUUUGAGAAGCCAGAUUACGACUAUCUGAGGAAACUCUUCACAGACCUCUUUGACAGAAAUGGAUAUAUCUUUGAUUACCAGUACGACUGGACUGGAAAGCCACUGCCCACUCCUAUUGGUCCAGUGUCCAGCGAGACUCCGCUUCAGACGAGCAACCGAGAUAAAGCGCCGCAGACCAAAAACCAGUCUCCAGAGGGGAAAGGCAGUGAGUCCCAGCCCACUCCAGUGACCAAUCGAGAGCUUCUGGGCUCCCAUCUCACUGCUGAUAGGCUGGGCGGGUCUGUCCAGGUGAUGAGUUCAACCAAUGGGGAGCUGAAUACGGAUGACCCCACUGCAGGACACUCCAACGCACCAAUCACAGCCAACGCAGAGGUUGAAGUCGCUGAUGAUACCAAGUGCUGCUGUUUCUUCAAGAGGAGGAAGAGGAAAGCUCUCCAGAGACACAAAUGAAGACAAACAAGGGAACCCCUUGCUCUCUUCUUCACCAUCUCUCCUUCCUGUUUCUUUCUCUCUGCCUUUUCAUGAAACCCUCUCACCCCCCUCGUCCUCCUCACCCCUGCCAACGGGUGUCCACUUUGGGUCAGCUGGACCACCAGGCAGUAGAAUUAUUAAGCUGAUCUACUGGUUACUACUGCUCUGGACUGAGCACUCAGCGUAUGCUGCCUCUACCAGCAACAGACCCGUUGUGUAUUUAUGGUCAAGGACUGAACUGAAACCAGAGCAACAUAAAUUGCUUCGGGGAAAUGUGGUCACAAGUAUACAGCUGAUGGACUGUGAAAAACAAGCUGGCAGACUGGAUUCAGCUGCUUUCCUGGCAGACUGGCUAGUUCUCUUUUUUCUUUUCUUUUUUUUUUUCCCCCUUACUGACUGGUUCAGAGGAAAGACAAGUGUGUUUCUGAGUAAAUGCAAGAGAGAGGACUACAAAAACAAGGGUGCAAUGAGUCAGACCACAUAUGCACACCGAGCACACACACGUACACACACGCUGCACACUUUCCUUGGGCUCAUUGCAAAUAGGUUUCAUGGACAAAGAGAUGCAGCUCUCGCACAUAGUCAUUAAAGUUUUUAUUCUUUAGGGUCAAUGGAAGUUACACUGUGAGUGGACUGGACUGUUUCCUGAAAUGGACCAGGCUUGGUGUGUUCCUCAGUCCCUCUCAGAGGAAAGUCCCCACGACCACCAGAAUCAAAAGUUUAAGAAGAUGUUUAUGUAAAAUCUAUGCUUUUUUUUUUUCUUUUCCUGUUUUAAUUUGUACCUAAAAACAAAAAAAGGACUGUGGUCUGUUUUGAACCUGUUUUCUUUUCCCAGCAUCCUUUUGAGUUGUUCAGAAAGUUUGUGUUUUGUAGCUUCUAGUGUGUUCCUCAAAAUGUAAUUUUUUAAAAAAUAACUUUUUAAUUUUCUUUUUUUUUUUUUUUCCCCUCUUGCUCCCUGGGUUGGAGGAUGGAAAGUCAGAUAA